Daphnia carinata is the source of this 801-nucleotide messenger RNA. RefSeq names its product protein lifeguard 1-like. Lineage: Eukaryota; Metazoa; Arthropoda; Branchiopoda; Diplostraca; Daphniidae. Gene Ontology annotation, cellular component: membrane. The record is from RefSeq and is a predicted model, not a curated record. Bases 3 to 767 code for a protein of 254 amino acids. The transcript is spliced from 3 exons.
AUAUGUUGGAUUCAAGAUCAUACAACUCAUUUCCAUUAGCAAGUAAUGAAACGCAGGAUGAAAAUCACGCAUUUUCACCUGGUGUUAUUGACAAUUCCUUCAGUUUUUCAGAAAAAGCCAUUCGUAUGGCAUUUAUAAGAAAGGUGUAUGCCAUCCUAAUGGUGCAACUAACUGUCACGAUGGGUUGCAUUGCCGUGUUUGUAUUUGUUCAACCCAUCGCCUGUUACUCAAAAACGCAUCCGCAAUUGAUGAUAGGCGCUUUGGUUAUGUCCAUCGUCCUGUUAAUCACUUUGGUAUGCUACAGCGAUUUUAGACGACGAUGGCCUUUGAAUUUUAUUAUGCUCGGAUCCUUCACGUUAUGCGAAGGCUUUUUACUCGGCACUUUAUCGUCGCAUUACGAAACCAAAGAAGUGCUCAUAGCUGCGGGUAUUUGCACAGCUGUUUGUUUAGCUCUGACUCUCUUCUCUAUCCAGACCAAAUGGGAUUUCACGGCGAUGGGAGGAAUCCUGUUAGCGUUAGUCGUUGUCUUGUUGAUUGCAGGCAUCUUUGCAAUUUUCAUGCGCGGACAAAUCGCGCAAUUAAUUUACGCUUCUUUAGGAGCAUUAGUUUUCAGUGCGUAUUUAGUCUUCGAUACCCAGUUGAUGCUCGGCGGCAAACACAAGUACUCCAUCUCUCCCGAGGAGUACAUCUUUGCUGCACUCAAUCUUUAUUUGGAUAUUGUUAACAUUUUUAUCUACAUUUUGGCUAUAUUCGGCGGCUCUAAAUAAUCGAACAGCUUUCCGUUAAUAAUAGUUUAUUAUA